UGCUAUUUUUUCAAUCUUUUUCAAAAAAAUAGUUAGGGUUUCGUUGUUGCACAUCACACUUUACCACAACGAUGGCGUGCACGGUUGAUUUCCGGUGCCUCGACGAGGGUUUCGGCGGCAAAACCUACAAGCGCAAGCGCGAACAGUCCCAACCCCAAGCUGACGCCGAAGACGGCAUCAACACGAAUACCAACGAAAAUUGCGGCACAGUUUCAAUGGAGACCGACGAAGCCGUUCCUCCACCAGCCAAGAGAUCCGCCAUACCUUCAUCCGACGACCCGAACAAGCCGGUGUUCGGGCGGCCGACCUACGAUGGAGUGAUCGCCGGAAAAGUUUCGGGUCGGAAGUGGAAGCAAGCGAAGAGGCAGAGGGCUUCGUCGGUGCAGGUGAGCAGGAAGGGCACGACGUUCGAGGAGAGGGAGAGGGAGAGGAUGAUCAAGAAGGCGUAUAGAGAGAGGAUGACGGAGCUGAAGGAGGAGAUUCGCGUGAACAAGGUUGAGAAGAGGAAGAAGAGGGAAGAGAGAGAGAAGAAGAAGCAGGAGAAUAUUUUGAGAUCUGGUACCAAAUUUCAGAAGAUUACGAACCCUAAUACGUUGAUGAGAAUUGCCAAUUCUAAGCAGAGGAAGCAGCUUAAGGUUGUUCCCGAUGAGUUUCUCAAGAAAAAGUAGCAAACUUUUUGUAAUAUGUACUUCUAUUUGUUCCUUACCAUGAGCAUUUCUAUAUUACCUUGCAUUUUGAUUUAGGAUGGUGUUAUUGGAAGAGAAUUUUGUAACAGUUUGCUUACUUUUUUU
This is a messenger RNA of Arachis ipaensis, 791 nucleotides long. RefSeq lists its product as uncharacterized. Lineage: Eukaryota; Viridiplantae; Streptophyta; Magnoliopsida; Fabales; Fabaceae. The record is from RefSeq and is a predicted model, not a curated record. Gene Ontology annotation, cellular component: nucleolus.